GGCUCUAAGAGCCGUUUCGUUCGCCACCGACACAUCACUAAGAAGAAGAAUUAGAAGCGCUGGAUUGACCCUCUUGUUUUCUACUCGGACAGUUAAGCGUAGAAAGCAGAGCUAAAAACGGAGGAGCUCUUCUAGCAUUAAAACAAACAACCGCACUAAAGCAUUUAAAGCUAAGUUAGCAGUUUGACAGCUAGCCGAGCAGCGGAUACGAGCCGCGAGCCAACAUGGACUCUUGGGUUCGCUUUAAUGCCCAGAGCCAAGCCAAGGAGAGAGUUUUCAGGUGACGUUACUGACGUUUGGCACGUUGCUGGUUGAGACGCGGGGUUCGUCGAGCUUGUUCAUUUCUGCUAAUGUGAUAAAACCGUCGGCUGGAUGUUGCAGACUGAGUUCCGUGUUUGAAGCGGAACUUUUAUCUGCUCAGUAGGAGCAGCUCUUCCUGCGCUGGUUUCAAAUGAAGCGGCCUUAUGAUGCCAGCUGCACAGAGUAGGCUGCACAGUAUGCUUGCGCGCUGCUCGGAUCCACUCUGCAAAAUGACGAAGCAGCUGAGAUCCGCAGAACUGUCAGUCAGCUGGAGGCACACAUGAGUCUGACAAGAAAGUUGCUACGCCUGGGCAACUCCGUGGAGGCCCUGGAGGCCGCCAAAAGGGCCAUACACCUCUCUGACAGCGUGCUGCGGCUGUGCCUGACCAUCAGUCACCUUAACAGAGCCAUGUACUUUGCCUGCGACAAUGUGCUGUGGGCGGGAAAAACCGGUCUCAUCUCCAAACUCGACCAGCACAAGUGGAGUCAGAGAUCUUUCAGGUACUACCUCUUUGCUUUGAUCCUGAACCUGACCCGAGAUGCCUACGAGCUCCAUCUCCUCAUGGAGCGCGAAGCACGUUCCACAACCAGCAAACAGCCUUCCUCCCCCAGCAUUCCUCUGCCACCUGACCACCUUCCCUCUUCCUCCUCACCUGCCACACAAGCCAUGGGUUUUGGCUGGCUCUACAGACAGCUUCAUCUGGUGGGGACUGUGCUGUACAGCAACCCGCCACUGCUGUUGGACCUGGUGAAGAACAGUUGUGAUGUCUUCAUCCCACUGGACCGGUUGGGGAUUUACCCUACAGGUCCAGGCUUUGUCGGGGCUUGUGGCCUGGCCUCGUCCGUCCUGUCCAUCCUCACCAUGGUUCACCCCUGGCUCAAGCUCAAGCCAUAAAUUGUAAGACUUGGAGGAGAUAUUCAUUUGAGGACUAGUAAGGAUUGAGAAAGAUCUACUCGGGUUAACAAAAUGUAUUUUCCCCCGAUUCUACACAAAGCAGUCCUGACUGCAGGAGCCGUAGUACUGCCACCAUGCUGUGUGAUCGAGUUCCUUCAGAUCUCUUGCUACAGAAAAGCUGAGGAGUUUCUAAAAUGCUAAACCAGUUUCACAUAUUAUUUCAGACCUGCAUGAACACGGUUGUUUGGCCUUAGAUCACAUUGCUGCUUUAAAGCCCUCGCUUCCCUCAUGUGAAGUAAACCGUGUUAGUUGCUGCCGUUCUGCACAUAACCAUCACAUCUCCAGCUGUCUAUGACCGUGUCUGUAACAGAGUGUAAUCAAGGCAGUACUGUCUGUUGAUAUCACAGAACGUGUGAUUUCUGCCCUCUGUGUUUAAAGUUUUUACAUCAUGUGAUUUUACCGCCCGCUCUCAGCAAGUUUGUGUUUUAGAUAUUCUGUUUUUGAACUACUAAGUGACUUAACUACUGGAGAAAUAAAUCCAAAGGAAUUUGA
Messenger RNA from Haplochromis burtoni (Burton's mouthbrooder), 1747 nucleotides. RefSeq names its product peroxisomal biogenesis factor 11 beta (gene pex11b). Lineage: Eukaryota; Metazoa; Chordata; Actinopteri; Cichliformes; Cichlidae. The record is from RefSeq and is a predicted model, not a curated record. Gene Ontology annotation, cellular component: peroxisomal membrane. The transcript has 4 exons. Gene Ontology annotation, biological process: peroxisome fission; regulation of peroxisome size. The coding region runs from base 581 to 1195 and encodes 204 amino acids.